AGCUUAUUAUAUAUACCCAACCCAACCCAACCACAAAUUUACAGAACAAAAGUUUCAGACUCAACUUGAAUCUCCUUGUUAUAUAUUUAUACUAUAUAUUCAAUGAUAUAUAUAUAUAUAUGGUGAUAGUAAUAGUACACGUGUAGAGAAGUGACGAUAUUGCAGGACCUUUAUACGUUGAGCUAACUUUUCUCAGUUUUGUUCUUCUUUUACUGGGUCUGAAUCAACAAAAAAAACAAGAGAUUUUUUUUUAUUAUUAUUAUCUAUUAUUAUUAUUAUUCUCUUCAGCUUUUAGGGGAUUCUUUCUUCGAGAAUAAAAGAAAAAGAUGAACAACUCGCUUGAUGAACAUAGUUUUUAUAUUGAGAGUGAUGAAGAUGAAGAAAAGGAGUUAAACGAAGGUGAAAGAGGAGAAGAUUAUGAGGAUGAGAAAGGGUUACUCAAAGGUCAAGAAGACGAAGAAAAUAACUCAGACUCAGAUUGUUCUGAUUCCUCGGCUGAAGAUCAGAACCAUGAUCGACCAGGCUCAUACAAUAAUACCGCAUGGCCUCAAAGUUAUAGGCAAUCCAUUGAUCUUUAUAGUAGUGUACCAUCUCCAAAUCUUGGGUUUCUUGGGACUCCUAAUUCAUUCUCAAGAUUAGGAAGUUCUUUUCUGUCGUCUUCGCUUACAAGAAGGCACACUCCUGAUUCAUUGUUACCUUUGACGAGACCAUUUUUAGAAGAUGAGCAACGGCAACAGCUACCGCCACAACCACCUCACAGGCAUAGCUCUCACCUUCUCCCUCCUGCUAUUCCUCCAUCAAGAAGGUCUUCCAUAAGGAGAGAUGAAAAAUCAUUUACUAAAGUCUCACAUGAGCUCCCUAUCUCUCGCAACAGCUCAUUUGCACAAACUGUGGCAAAUGGAAUAAAUGUGUUGUGUGGAGUUGGAAUCUUGUCAACUCCUUAUGCAGUCCAACAAGGAGGGUGGCUUGGACUUGUUAUUUUGUUUGUGUUUUCGGCGCUUUCUUACUACACUGGCGUGCUUCUGGCUCGUUGCUUAGAUAGCGAGCCAGGACUCGAGACUUACCCGGAUAUUGGCCAAGCUGCUUUUGGCACUCCUGGUCGAAUUAUCAUUUCGAUAAUACUAUACGUGGAGUUAUAUGCAUGCUGUAUUGAAUACAUAAUCCUAGAGAGUGAUAAUUUGUCUUCACUAUUUCCAAGUGCACAACUAAACAUUGGUGGGUUCCUAAUAGGCGCACGCCUUCUCUUUGCAUUGAUCACAACUCUUGCUGUUCUCCCUACAGUAUGGCUUCGAGACCUCACUGUUCUAAGCUACAUUUCUGCUGGCGGAGUUGUGGCAUCAGUAAUGGUAGUACUAUGCUUGUUUUGGGUUGGUACAGUCGACGGAAUCGGUUUCGUGAACAAAGGGACAGCACUUAACCUUGGAACUCUUCCUGUGGCAAUUGGUCUUUAUGGCUAUUGUUACUCAGGACAUGCAGUUUUUCCAAACAUAUAUACUUCAAUGCAAAAAAGAAGCCAAUUCCCUUUAGUUCUCUUGACCUGUUUCGGUAUAUGCACUUUGAUGUAUGCUGGAGUAGCUGUUAUGGGAUAUAAAAUGUUUGGGGAUGCCACUCUUUCCCAAUUUACACUUAAUAUGCCUAGUGAAUUUGUGGCCACCAAGAUCGCUGUAUGGACUACGGUUGUGAAUCCAUUUACUAAGUAUGCAUUGACCAUAACUCCAGUAGCAAUGAGUUUGGAGGAACUUCUUCCAUCAAGUCAAUCCAAGUCUCGUCACAUUUAUUCUAUCCUUAUUAGAACUGGAUUGGUUAUCUCAACUUUGAUAGUGGCUCUCUCAAUUCCAUUUUUUGGCCUAGUAAUGUCACUCAUUGGAUCUUUUCUGACAAUGCUUGUGACAUUGAUACUUCCUUGUGUUUGUUACCUAAGCAUUUUGAGAGGAAGAAUAACUAAAGUCCAGGGAGCAAUGUGCAUUGUUGUGAUUACAGUAGGUGUGGUGUCAUCAAGCUUUGGAACCUAUUCAGCUCUUUCUAGAAUUAUUGACAAUUUGAGCAGUUGAAUCUACUUCACCACAUUAUGGAGUCUAUAUUUUUUCUAAACAUAGUAUUUGUUGUUAGAUAUUUGUUUUUGUUUUCUUAGCCAUUCACUAAUUUUUAGCCAAUUUUUGUUUUUAUAACUUUCUCCGGCUUGUUCACCCCUAUUAAAUUUUUGAGUAGCUUAGUAUUUAUGAAAAAGUUUAUUUAUAGUUUUUUUUAUUUUGUUGGGGUUUGAAGUAUUAUAAUAAUAUAAGUAAAUUUGUAAAUUGCUUAUAAAACAUAUAUAGUGCUAUGCAAAGAAAUUUUUAGUUUAA
Cannabis sativa is the source of this 2342-nucleotide messenger RNA. Its product is annotated as amino acid transporter AVT1C. Lineage: Eukaryota; Viridiplantae; Streptophyta; Magnoliopsida; Rosales; Cannabaceae. The record is from RefSeq and is a predicted model, not a curated record. Gene Ontology annotation, cellular component: plasma membrane. Bases 327 to 2051 code for a protein of 574 amino acids. The transcript has 12 exons.